Messenger RNA from Ooceraea biroi (clonal raider ant), 1621 nucleotides. RefSeq names its product NF-kappa-B-repressing factor. Gene Ontology annotation, molecular function: nucleic acid binding. The record is from RefSeq and is a predicted model, not a curated record. Lineage: Eukaryota; Metazoa; Arthropoda; Insecta; Hymenoptera; Formicidae.
GUCUCUGUAGAUCUCCUGCACGUCGAUCCUUAACCUAAAACUAGUCUAUUUUAAUAGGCGCGUCAAAUAUCCAAAAUAUUGACUGUUUGACAACGCGGUGUCUAAUUGUAGGUACAAGAGACAUCAAAUCAAUAAGGAAAAAAAAUAGUCUAUUUAACAAGACAAGUAUCAGUAUUUGUUAGAGAAGAGUUAAAAGAGUGAAGGAAGCGAAAAUGAGCGUAAACGAGGAUUGGGACGUGGAACAGUACAAAGUGGAACACGAGUCUGAUGAACACUGGGAAUUGAGGCGAAAAUUUUUGCUAGCGCACAAAGACAAGUUUUCAGAGGACACACUUGUUUGUUUGGCUCAAGUGUUUGUUAACGUUGAAUUGUUAGGAUGCAGAUAUCCAGAAGAAACAAUGGAUUUAGUGAAGGAUCUAUCAGAAGACGUCGCAGCUGAAUACAGAGAGAAACAAAAGACAAAAUUACAAAGAACGUUUGUAGCAGCAUCAGAAGCAGCUAGUUCGAAGAUUAAAGGACGCACUAGUCAACCAUCGACUGUCACAGAAAAGCAUGUACCGAACACUUCGAAAUAUAUGCCAAACCCAGCCAAUCAGUCUUGUAGAAAGCUGAACACUGAGGAACCACCUUCUAAAAGACUGAACACUGAGGAACGACCUUCUAAAAGACGAAAGAUCAAUGUUACAUCAUGCGGGGAUCACUCGUAUGGAGACAUUAUUCUGUGGGAAAGACCGGGUGACGUACCACAAAGUAUACUGAACACUUCAGCUAAUAUAUCGGGUGCUAAUCUAAAAUGGGAGUACGGUCAGAAACAAGGAGUUUGGGAGUGUGUCAUUUAUCUCAAUUCAAAGAGAUUGGCAAGUUGCACCAGUUUCAAUAAGAAAAUUGCAAAGAAUGACACAGCUAGGGACGCAUUAAACGAAUUACGAAAGCGUUAUUACACUAUUAAGGUUAAACCAAGCACGGAUGCAACAUCAAAUGUAACGGUAACGACAAAGGAGAUAAAGCCGGAGGCGACUGUUCACGACGACGAACGGAAAGAAUCCAAUGGCAUCGGGGAAAAAAUGAUGAAGAUGAUGGGUUGGAUGGGUGGUGGUCUUGGAAAGUCGGAACAGGGUGUUGUCGAGCCUAUGUCCACGACACUUGAACCUCAGGUAAGCCGAAAAGGUCUCGGCUUGAAAUCGGGUUCUUGCACAGCACACGAAGUGAAAGCCAAAUGCCAAAAGCUGUUUAGAGAUUUCCUAAGGACCGAUAUGCAAAACGAUAUUGUGUUUCUGGACUUUACUAACGAUGAGAGACAAGUGAUUCACCAAAUCGCACGGACGAUGGACCUCAAGUCACGCAGUUACGGCCCCACAGAUAAGCGGAAACUGAUAGUCUCGCGUAAAAUCGAUGCCCGUACCUUGCUCCGCGAACUGAAAAGUCUCGGUGGAGCGACAGAAAAAUACGAGUUAGUGGAACCAGCCGGCAACAAGCUCACUCCAUCGUCCACCUCAACAAGCAGUUAGACAUGAUAGAGAGAAACGUGCAAACACAUGUGUUCACAAUAAUAUUUUCUGUAAGUGUCUAUUACGCUGUAACGAUUUAGAAUUUUGUAUAAAGAAACGAUAUUUUCUCGAGA